This is a messenger RNA of Sinocyclocheilus grahami, 3651 nucleotides long. Its product is annotated as F-box/WD repeat-containing protein 7-like. The coding region runs from base 198 to 1853 and encodes 551 amino acids. Gene Ontology annotation, cellular component: nucleus; cytoplasm. The record is from RefSeq and is a predicted model, not a curated record. Gene Ontology annotation, molecular function: ubiquitin binding. NCBI's taxonomy places the organism in Eukaryota, Metazoa, Chordata, Actinopteri, Cypriniformes, Cyprinidae. The transcript is spliced from 10 exons. Gene Ontology annotation, biological process: proteasome-mediated ubiquitin-dependent protein catabolic process; ubiquitin recycling.
UCAGAGGACAGUCAAUGAGACAGACGGGCGAGUCGCUGGGUUCUUCUGUUCGGCUUCACAUGCAUCCGUCCGUGGAUGAGUAUGUCCCUGUCGGAUCUAUCCGGGAUUAAUAGAGCCCUUUUCACGCAGAUAUAUUUCCAUAAAUUCUUCAUCGCCUCUCAGUGAAUCGCACCCGGAUUAUCGUCAUCACCAUCACCAUGGGUUUCUACGGCACUUUAAAGAUGAUCUUCUAUAAAGUGAGUAAACGCCGUUCUUCGUGUCUGAUGCACUGCGUCUUUUAUAUCGAUACGGCCUUUUCGUCUUUUUCAUCCUCCAGUCCCACAGGACUGCCGUUCCCAGCCACCCCCACUACGUUUCGGGACAUUCGAGCGGUCAAUGGGCAGGGUCAGCAGAGACGGCGCAUCACGUCCAUCCAGCCCCCCACAGGCCUGCAGGAGUGGCUCCGCACCUUUCAGAGCUGGAGUGGCCCAGAGAAGCUGCUCGCGCUGGAUGAGUUGAUUGACAGCUGUGAGCCAACGCAGGUGAAGCACAUGAUGCAGGUGAUCGAACCACAGUUUCAGAGAGACUUCAUCUCGCUCCUGCCCAGAGAGUUGGCCUUACACGUGUUGUCAUUUCUGGAGCCAAAGGAUCUGCUUCAGGCAGCUCAGACGUGUCGUUACUGGCGCAUCCUAGCAGAGGACAACCUGCUCUGGAGGGAGAAAUGCAAAGAAGAAGGUAUUGACGAGCCCUUGCACAUAAAGAGAAGGAAGGUUAUCAAGCCAGGGUUCACACACAGCCCCUGGAAGAGUGCCUAUAUUAGACAACACAGAAUAGACACCAACUGGAGGAGAGGAGACCUCAAAUCACCUAAGGUGUUGAAAGGCCAUGACGAUCAUGUCAUCACCUGUCUCCAGUUCUGUGGAAACUGCAUUGUGAGCGGCUCAGACGACAACACGCUCAAAGUAUGGUCUGCUGUUACUGGGAAGUGUUUGCGGACGUUAGUUGGCCACACCGGCGGGGUCUGGUCCUCUCAAAUGCGAGACAACAUCAUUAUCAGUGGCUCCACAGACCGAACGCUGAAGGUCUGGAAUGCAGAGUCGGGAGAAUGUAUCCACACGCUGUACGGUCAUACCUCAACAGUGCGCUGUAUGCACUUGCAUGAGAAAAGGGUGGUGAGCGGUUCCCGGGACGCUACGCUGCGGGUUUGGGACAUUGAGACGGGUCAGUGUUUGCACGUGCUCAUGGGUCACGUGGCGGCCGUUCGCUGCGUACAGUAUGACGGCCGUAGGGUGGUCAGCGGGGCCUAUGACUUCAUGGUGAAAGUGUGGGAUCCUGAAACCGAGACCUGCCUGCACACACUCCAGGGACACACCAACAGAGUCUACUCCCUACAGUUUGACGGCAUCCACGUGGUGAGCGGUUCGUUGGACACGUCGAUCCGGGUGUGGGAUGUAGAGACUGGAAACUGUAUUCACACGCUCACAGGUCAUCAGUCUCUCACCAGCGGCAUGGAGCUCAAAGAUAAUAUCCUGGUCUCCGGAAACGCAGACUCCACCGUCAAGAUCUGGGACAUCAAGACCGGCCAGUGCCUACAGACACUGCAAGGUCCCCACAAGCACCAGAGUGCAGUGACAUGCCUGCAGUUCAACAAGAACUUUGUCAUCACCAGCUCUGAUGACGGUACGGUGAAGUUGUGGGACCUUCGGACGGGCGAGUUCAUCCGUAACCUGGUCACACUGGAGAGCGGAGGCAGCGGCGGCGUGGUCUGGCGGAUCCGCGCCUCCAAUACCAAACUGGUUUGCGCGGUGGGCAGCCGUAACGGCACGGAGGAAACCAAGCUGCUGGUGCUGGACUUCGACGUGGACAUGAAGUGAAGGGGGUGAACUUAAAGGGGACUCGUUUGGAAAACGGGGAGGGUGUGGGGGGGAGAGCAACCUGCCGCGCCAGGACCGAUCGCUCACUUCAUGGCACCUCCCCGUUAAGUUGCCGCCAACAUUUCUCCCCGUCGUGCCACGGACCGCGACUGCCGCCACAGUUCCGUUCACCUUCCGAAGUGCAGACGCUCACAGCAUUCUGGGAAGGAAACUGACAAGAAGGACUUGGGAAGACAGGAUUGUCCCUUUUCCUUCCACUCAAGGCGACCUUGCACAGAGACUUGUUCGCUCAAGCCUGACUGAAAUUCACAUCCAUAUGUACAAACAUUUUUUUGUUUUUUUGAACAAAACAGUCAACACUGUAUACAUGAGACCCCUAAUGCAUCGACACGGACACGGAGUGAUAAAUAGUGUAUACAAAUGACACUUUAAUGGAGACAGAUCAGAGCUUUGUACUGCAGGAGUGAUUCAAGAGAGAGAAAGGAAGCCAAUUUUGUCGGUCCUCAUCAACCUCAGCACACGCCAAAUAUCCCUUUCUUCCUCAUGCGUUGAAUUUUUCUUUUGUAUCCGUUUUUCUUUGCUUUGUUCCCCACAACUUGUCUUUUGGUUUUCGCGUCAACAGCUGUGAAUUAAAGUUUUGUGCUUUCUUUUCAAGUUCAGCAUUUUUUUGUUUCACGAUCCUGCCUCUGUUGCAAACAACAGGUUUCAGUAUUAAGCUAAACCCACUCUGCUGUUUCACACGUUUAUGGGAUUUUAUUUUGUAAUUUUUUUCUUUUUCUUUUUGUAAUUUAGUGCUCCAUAAGCAGUGCCUCUCUGGAUCAGAGAUGACCUGCAUUCGUUAUGUUUUUCAACCAGUCUGGUCUCAUUAGCUCAUCAGUGCUGGUGCUCUGUGGGAAAUGUUUUCCCAUAAGCUCCUGGGAAUAUGCCCCCCCCCCCCUCCAGUACUGUCCAUCCCAGUGACCAAACUGGAUUCUAUGCUGCUAGACUCACAGAAAAACAAGGUGGAACUUUAACUGGCUGUGACGUUUUAGUCCCAGACGAAAUUCUAAACAAAAGUUACUUGUGGAGUUUGAACUUGUAAAACGACUCAAACAAACGUACCAACAAAAGCAAAAUAUCGACAAAACCGCUUCUCUUUUUUUGCCACUGAAACUUGAGCCAAAUGUGCCUCUACGAGGUGUAGAGGAGGGAGAAUGUCUGACAAAGAGACGGGUUUGUCUGCUGAGAUGAAACGCCGGACGAGUAGAAACUAUUUUGCGUGUGUUUGCGAGCAUGACUGGGUGUGUGUGCGGGUGUGUGUUUGAGCAAAUUGUUCACACAUUCCUUGGGACAAAAGCUGUUGUCAUCCUGUUCUGUGUGGAAAUGUAUGCUUCGACUAAAAAGAAUCCCAUUCUUGUUUUUAAUUAGUUGAAAACGAGAUUGUUGGAACCGGCGUUAAGUUACCGAAGAAUAAAGGUGGUCUUAGUGUACAGAAAUGGACAUCUGAUUACAAGCGCUAGAGCUAACCUGGUUCCGUUGUUGACGCUCUCAUGGGUUUUUUUGGUUUGUUUUUUUGAAUGGUAAAGCAGCUUCAUAGAUAAACAGGGCGUAACCGCAUCCGUAGCCAAACGAUUCGUCUCAUCCUCCAAGUCACACAACUCAAGCUGAACUGUGAAAGUGGUUUAACACUGUAUAUUAAAGGAAAAACAAUCUUGUUCUUUCACCUGUUUUUUUUUUUUCUUUCUUCCCGUUUAAUUUAUAAUCUGGUUUGAGAAAUCAGAUGUUGGAGCUGUUUUAUUUUUUCAGUUUAUGUAAACUG